GACUAAUUGACACCGGUAUAUGCGCUCCGAGGAUCAAAUUGCGAUCAUGUUCUUUAGUACGAGUUGUGUGAGCUUACCAUCUUCUGACAAUUUCAAACUGCCAGUGGCGCGAUCAAAUUACCUGAAUGCUUUCUCCAUAAAAAGAUCGUACGAACAACGCAAUUUACUUUUUAACCGAAUGACAAAAUCGGCAUCCUAGACCGUCAUCAGAUCAUCAUUUUAUAUUGUUACAUUGUUGUCUACGCUUACAUAGUAUAUGUGGGAUGACGCCGGGUUAGAUUUUUAACUAACUGUUUGCCUGGUCGACUUAGUUUCCUUUAACGGCUUCAAAGUUGGUGCCGAUUUGCUGUCUUUGUCAGCUGAUUUGAUACUGGUUGAAUCCGUUGUCGUAGUUUUGGUAUCCUUUUCGUCGCCUACCGCGUUCACGAAGACUCGUACCCAGAGUACCAAGCGUACCCGUGGUUGCCGUAGCUAGGGAUUUCAUACCCACUGUAACUG
Molecule: messenger RNA, 498 nt
Organism: Plasmopara halstedii
Lineage: Eukaryota; Oomycota; Peronosporomycetes; Peronosporales; Peronosporaceae
Exons: 1
Coding region: 20-199 (59 amino acids)
Source: RefSeq, a predicted model, not a curated record